CCUCUGAUCUAUAUUCCAUCAUUCAUCCACACAGACUACCUUGUAAACCACAAACUAAAAACAUUAUUCUCUCGUCCAAAAGCAUAUAAAUUAGGCCUCCUUCUUAUACACAAAAAGUUCACUUCAAUUCUUUGAAGAUCAUAUAUAUGGAUUUGAAGUCGAUGAGACAGCAGACACAAAUCUUGUCCAAAAUUGCUACCAACGAUGGACACGGAGAAAACUCGGCCUACUUUGAUGGUUGGAAGGCUUAUGAUAAUAACCCUUUCCAUCCCAAACAUAAUCCUCAGGGUGUUAUCCAGAUGGGCUUAGCAGAAAACCAGCUCUGCUUUGAUUUGAUUAAGAACUGGGUAUUGAAUAACCCCAAAGCCUCCAUUUGUACGCCCCAAGGGGCAGAAGAGUUCAAAGAUAUUGCUAUUUAUCAAGACUACCAUGGAUUGCCGGAAUUCAGAACUGCUGUGGCAAGAUUCAUGGAGAAAGUGAGGGGAGACACAGUGAAAUUUGAUCCGGAUAGGAUCGUUAUGAGCGGAGGUGCCACCGGAGCUCAUGAAAUACUGGCCUUCUGUUUGGUGGAUCCCGGCGAAGCAUUUUUAGUCCCAACUCCAUAUUAUCCAGGAUUUGAUAGAGAUUUGAGGUGGAGAACAGGGGUACAGCUUUACCCAGUAGUGUGUGAGAGUUCAAAUGACUUCAAAGUCACCAGAACUGCACUGGAAUCUGCAUAUAAGAAGGCUCAAGAAGACAACAUCAGAGUCAAAGGAUUGCUCAUAAACAACCCUUCAAAUCCACUCGGCACUGUUUUAGACCGGGACACGUUACACGACAUCGUGCGCUUUGUCAACGACAAAAACAUUCACCUAGUAUGCGACGAAAUCUACGCCGCCACGGUCUUCAGCCAGCCGGAAUUCAUCAGCAUUGCCCAGAUAAUCCAGGAAGUCCAGUGCAAUCCUGACCGUAUACACAUCGUGUAUAGUCUUUCCAAGGAUUUGGGAUUCCCAGGAUUCAGAGUCGGGAUAAUCUACUCCUACAACGACGCAGUGGUGAGCUGCGCCAGAAAAAUGUCCAGUUUCGGGUUAGUUUCAACGCAGACACAACACCUGAUUGCUGCAAUGCUAUCAGACAAAGAAUUCGUGGAAAAUUUCAUUCUUGAAAGCUCGGAGAGGCUAAGGAAGAGGCACGAGAGCUUCACGCGAGGACUAGCCCAAGUGGGGAUAGAAACUCUGAAGAGCAACGGCGGGCUGUUUGUGUGGAUGAACUUGAGAAACCUCCUUAAGGAACCAACUUUUGCCGCAGAAUUGGAGCUGUGGAAGAUGAUUAUCAAUGAAAUGAAGCUGAAUGUGUCCCCUGGAUGUUCAUUCCAUUGCCAGGAAGCGGGUUGGUUUCGAGUGUGUUUUGCCAAUAUGGACGAUGAAACCAUGAGGGUGGCUCUGAUGAGGAUCAGAACCUCUGUGCUUCAGUGGAAGGGCAUGGAGGCAGCUGCAGCAGCAUCUGCAAAGAAGCAGAAACAGUGCAGAAGGAAUUUGAAGGUCAGCUUGUCCUUUCGGCGAGGAUUGGAGGAUUGCAUGAUUUCUUCCCCUCACUCUCCAAUGAAUUCACCAUUGGUUCAAGCAACCAAUUAAUCAGGUGCGAACCCACCGUAACUUGCGAAUUAUUGAUGUAUUGCACUGCAACUACUACGUGAUUACACCAUAACAGCUACCAGACAUGCCUGUAGGACUUUUGCAAUGCAAUCGAAUCCAGUGCAGCACAAUCAUAUAGUAUUAUGGUGCAAUCCUUCAGUAGUUCGCAGGUUCGCAGGGUGAGUUCGCACCUAAUUAUCCAUUAUAAAUAAAUUGGCCGUCUUUGAAGAUAGGAUUUAAGUAUAAGUUAUAGCCAACUUGCUUUUCGCCAUUUGUGGGUUGCAAAAAAAAUGAUGUAAGAUAACUGAUGUUUUUUUUUUUCUGGUCUUAGCUUCCUUGUUGGUUGGUGAUGAUAGGGAAUAAAGAUGUAAUGUAAGGCACGAAAUUGUCAAUGUUUUAAGAAAUAGAAAAACUUUCUUUUUCGAUCUUUGUA
Messenger RNA from Ipomoea nil (Japanese morning glory), 2046 nucleotides. Its product is annotated as 1-aminocyclopropane-1-carboxylate synthase-like. Gene Ontology annotation, biological process: amino acid metabolic process; biosynthetic process. Lineage: Eukaryota; Viridiplantae; Streptophyta; Magnoliopsida; Solanales; Convolvulaceae. The record is from RefSeq and is a predicted model, not a curated record. The transcript has 4 exons. The coding region runs from base 147 to 1613 and encodes 488 amino acids. Gene Ontology annotation, molecular function: pyridoxal phosphate binding; transaminase activity.